This is a messenger RNA of Piliocolobus tephrosceles (Ugandan red Colobus), 975 nucleotides long. RefSeq names its product olfactory receptor 13D1. NCBI's taxonomy places the organism in Eukaryota, Metazoa, Chordata, Mammalia, Primates, Cercopithecidae. Gene Ontology annotation, biological process: G protein-coupled receptor signaling pathway. The record is from RefSeq and is a predicted model, not a curated record. Gene Ontology annotation, molecular function: G protein-coupled receptor activity; olfactory receptor activity. Gene Ontology annotation, cellular component: membrane.
CAUGAACACAUGGAGACAAGAAAUUACUCUGCAGUGACUGAAUUCUUUCUGGUGGGGCUUUCCCAAUAUCCAGCGCUCCAGCUUUUUCUGUUCAUGCUCUGCCUCAUCAUGUAUGUGAUAAUCCUCCUGCGAAAUAGCAUCCUUAUUAUCAGGAUCCUGGAUUCUCACCUCCAUACCCCCAUGUAUUUCUUUCUUGGAAACCUCUCAUUCUUGGACAUCUGUUACAUAUCAUCAUCCACUCCUCCAAUGCUUAUUAUAUUUAAUAAGCAUUAUUACCCACCACCAAUUUCUGAGAGAAAAUCCAUCUCCUUCAUUGACUGUGCUCUGCAGAUGGUUGUGUCCCUUGGCUUGGGCUCCACUGGUGUCCUCCUGGCUUUAAUGGCCUAUGACUACUAUGUGGCCAUCUGCAACCCACUGACGUACUCCAUCAUCAUGAAAAGAGUGCUGUAUGUGCAAAUGGCUGCAUGGUCCUGGAUCAUAGGCUGUCUGAAUUCCUUAGUGCAGACAGUCCUGACAAUGGUGUUGCCUUUCUGUGAGAAUAACAUAAUCGAUCAUCUUACCUGUGAGAUCCUGGCUCUUCUUAAAGUCAUAUGCUCAGAUAUCUCCAUGAAUGUGUGUAUAAUGACAGUGGCAAGUAUUGUUUUAUUGGUGAUUCCUCUUCUGUUAAUUUUCUCCUAUGUGUUUAUUCUCUCUUCCAACUUGAGAAUUAAUUCUGCUGAAGGAAGAAAGAAAGCCUUUUCUACCUGUUCAGUGCACUUGACUAUGGUCACCUUAUUCUGUGGUUCAGCCCUUUUCAUGUACAUGAAACCCAAAUCAAAGUUCACAAAAGCAUCUGAUGAAAUCAUUGGAUUGUCUUACGGAGUGAUCACCCCAAUGUUGAACCCCAUCAUCUACAGCCUGAGGAAUAAGGAGGUAAAAGAAGCUGUGAAGAAAAUCCUCAGCACUUGCAUCUGUGGAAAAUAUGAAAGGCCUUGA